GCCCGCCGGGGACCGCUGUGGCGCUCCCCGCCUCGCCCCACGCCUCUGGGUCAGCCGGAAGUAACGCUCCAGCCGCCUCUUUAUAGGUCUUUUCCCGGCAGCCUCUGCUCCCUUCACCCCGCCGGAGCCAACAUGGGUCGCGUGCGAACCAAGACCGUGAAGAAGGCGGCGCGGGUCAUUAUCGAGAAGUACUACACCCGCCUGGGCAAUGACUUCCACACCAACAAGCGUGUGUGCGAGGAGAUCGCCAUCAUUCCCAGCAAGAAACUCCGCAACAAGAUCGCGGGAUAUGUUACUCAUCUGAUGAAGCGGAUCCAACGAGGCCCUGUGAGAGGUAUCUCCAUCAAAUUGCAGGAAGAAGAAAGAGAAAGAAGGGAUAACUAUGUCCCUGAGGUCUCUGCUUUGGAUCAGGAGAUCAUUGAAGUGGACCCUGAUACCAAAGAAAUGUUGAAACUUCUGGACUUUGGCAGUUUGUCCAACCUGCAAGUUACCCAGCCCACAGUUGGGAUGAAUUUCAAAACACCAAGAGGAGCUGUUUAAUAUUUACUUUUGCCUUCUUUUCAAUAAACUUGGGAACCCCCAAA
Monodelphis domestica (gray short-tailed opossum) is the source of this 584-nucleotide messenger RNA. RefSeq names its product ribosomal protein S17 (gene RPS17). The record is from RefSeq and is a predicted model, not a curated record. Gene Ontology annotation, biological process: translation. Gene Ontology annotation, cellular component: ribosome. NCBI's taxonomy places the organism in Eukaryota, Metazoa, Chordata, Mammalia, Didelphimorphia, Didelphidae. Gene Ontology annotation, molecular function: structural constituent of ribosome.